Molecule: messenger RNA, 10170 nt
Organism: Bombyx mori (domestic silkworm)
Lineage: Eukaryota; Metazoa; Arthropoda; Insecta; Lepidoptera; Bombycidae
Product: PHAF1 protein CG7083
Exons: 10
Coding region: 138-1430 (430 amino acids)
Biological process (GO): Golgi to plasma membrane protein transport
Cellular component (GO): trans-Golgi network
Source: RefSeq, a predicted model, not a curated record
CUGACAAAUACAAAAUGGUUGAAAACUACAGUUGGCAAACAAAGAAAAGGCAGCGUAAUUUCGCAUUUUAACGUUAAAAAACGUUUUUUUGUAGUGAAAGUUACUUAGUUUAGUUUGUGUUCAGUGUUUCUUACAAGAUGCUGGACCUGGAGAUCAUCCCGGAGCGGUCACUCGGCUGUGAUUCAUGGGAAUUCGUAUUAGGCAUGCAUUUCUCACAGUCAGUUGCCAUCAUACAGAGUCAAGUCGGGACAAUAAGAGGAGUACAAGUAUUGUAUAGCGAUCAGAAUCCUCUAUCGGUAGAUUUAGUGAUCAACAUGCCACAGGACGGCAUGCGGUUGAUAUUCGACCCUGUAGCGCAGAGGCUUAAGAUUAUUGAAAUAUACAAUAUGAAAUUAGUCAAAUUAAGAUAUAGUGGAAUGUGUUUCAAUAGUCCUGAAAUAACGCCAUCUAUCGAGCAAGUCGAGCACUGUUUCGGCGCGACCCACCCCGGCUUGUAUGACUCGCAGCGCCAUCUGUUCGCUUUAAACUUCCGGGGACUCUCUUUUUAUUUCCCCGUUGACAGUAAAUUCGAACCGGGAUACGCGCACGGGCUUGGCUCUUUACAGUUCCCGAAUGGCGGUUCCCCGGUUGUUUCGAGAACCACAAUAUAUUACGGAUCUCAACAUCAGCUAAGCAGUAACACGAGCAGUCGCGUCUCCGGCGUGCCGCUGCCGGACCUGCCGCUGUCCUGUUACAGACAGCAGCUGCACCUGAGGAGGUGCGACGUCCUCCGCAACACCACCAGCACCAUGGGUCUGAGGCUGCACAUGUUCACUGAAGGCACGAGCAGGGCGCUGGAGCCUUCGCAGGUGGCGCUGGUCCGCGUGGUGCGGUUCGGGGACAGCUGCCAGGGCGUGGCGCGCGCGCUGGGCGCCCCGGCGCGGCUCUACUACAAGGCGGACGACAAGAUGCGCAUCCACCGCCCCACCGCGCGGAGACGCCCUCCCCCCGCCUCCGACUACCUCUUCAACUACUUCACGCUGGGCCUGGACGUGUUGUUCGACGCUCGCACCAACCAGGUGAAGAAGUUCGUCCUGCACACGAACUACCCGGGCCAUUACAACUUCAAUAUGUACCAUCGCUGCGAGUUCGAGCUCACCGUCCAGCCUGAUAAAUCCGAGGCGCACUCGCUUGUGGAGAGCGGGGGCGGGGUUGCGGUGACCGCCUACAGCAAGUGGGAGGUGGUGUCGCGCGCGCUGCGGGUGUGCGAGCGCCCCGUCGUGCUCAACCGGGCCUCCUCCACCAACACCACCAACCCGUUCGGCUCCACGUUCUGCUAUGGAUACCAGGAUAUCAUUUUUGAAGUGAUGUCAAACAACUACAUCGCGUCGAUCACCCUGUACCAGCCGGACAACGCGCGGCCGCACUACGCGGUCGGCUCGAUCGCGUGACACGCGCGCGCGCCCCGAGCGACGUACGGUGCGCAGAACAAAAGUACCGUCGCCAAAAAUGAUUUUUUGUUUAAGUGCUUUCGUCUUUACGUCGAGUCGUGUGUGCGUGAUUCGUUGUCCGCCCGGGUCCCCGGCUGGCGGCCAAUCGGCGGCGUGCUGGAGCUAGUGUCGCGGGCCGUACAGAUUUACGAUGCGAUUCGUUUUUAAAUAGGGCAAAAAGUCGCCGGAGUAUUAAAAAAAAAAUUUUGGUAAUUCAUGUGUUCUUUUGCCCCCAAACUGAGAUUAUUAGAUCUAUGGAAACCAGAGAUCUACAUGUACAUACAUACAAAAAGCACUUAGGGGCGCCGUUAGAGAAUAAUUUCGAAAUCUACAUUAAUUAGAAUAAAAAUAUUAUUAUUAGUCGCUCGAUUGACUAUAUUCGUACUUAUGUUCUGGUCACACUCUGAAACAUUACAAAAUCUAUUUGGUGGAAGCCGAUUGAGUUAGUUAACACUAAACUGAUAACCGAAUAAUGCGAUAAGUCUAUAAAGAUUUUAUUUAGAUCAGCUGUUGCAUGUCUAAUAUAUAUAUCUCUCUUAUUCUCUCUCCCUGAAUAUACAUGUAUAUGAUUUUGGUCAGAACGAGACGGAACGUUUUAUCGCUUUCUCGAAACUCAUUAUAGAAUAUUUAUUUUUAUUACAAUAAUCACAGCUUUGUUGACUUGUAUUGUUUAUAGUCGUAUAAAAAUAAACUUUUGUUUUUAGUGCGUUUUAAUGGACGUACGACCUCACGGUCCACCGGUGAUGAGGCCCACAGACAUCACAACUGCACGCCGCCACUCGCCUUGAGACAUUAGAUCAAAGUUUCAAAUGUACAACAUAACGUAUACAGUAGAAGCUCCUUAUUCGCGCAUCAUUCAUUCGGGUUUUUACUAGUCGAGGAUUUUUAAAAUUGCGACCCAAUUCCUGUAUUCGCGGUAACAAAUUACUUUAUUCGCGAAUCUAAUACAUACACAUUGGCAAAAAGGAUUCCAAUCGUAUCCAACCGAAUCCAAUAUCCAACCGAAUAUUCGUUGCAAAUGCGUUAUUAAAUAAAAUCGACUACUAAUAAAAAACUAAAAUAGAUCUUAUUGCGACUGUGUCUAAGUAUGUUUUAUUUUGUCACUCACACAUUCCAUAUUCACGGUUUCUAUAUUCGCAAAAAUAUACGCCCCGCGAAUAAAGAGUUUUUACUGUGCUUGCAAGUUUAGAACGAUGUUAUCCCGUGGCGUUUUUAUAUCUAUCUCUAUCACGGCAGUAGUGUUAGAGAGAGAGGUGAAAAGGCCACUCUAUCCACGAGUAAUUUAAAUAAAGUGUUUUCCAACAGGACUCAUCACUUAAAUACACGUUCAGAACAGUAACGCUUGUCACCCCAAAGCGUGGUGUUGCCAGCCUUCAAAAUAUUCCACUAAAAACAAAAAAGUGAUCCUCGUACCAACAUAUCUCUGACACGACGCACCUAAGAGGAAGCAGUAUUUAACAACAAUAUUAAUGUGAUAAAAAUAAAUAAAAGUAAAAAUAAAAUUAAAAAAAUAAUAAUUAAAACUCUAAAAAAAGUGAGUGACAGAUCUCAGUCGGUGUGUUUUAUAUUUUUAAAUAAUUAAUUAGCAAUGGCGGAAGCGAGUAUCUAGUAAAAAUAUAAUCAUAUUUUAUUUUUUAGUUUUUUAGUUUUAAUGUUUUUAUUUUAUAAGAUGAUUAUGAUUAAGAUUAUGAUAUUCGAUUGUGUUCUUUCAAUUUUAUAAAAUUUAUAAUAUUUUUCAGACUCGAAUAGGAAUGUUUUGAUAUCAUUUUAAUUUGAUGUUCAAAUCAAAGCUACGAAGACGUUUUUACAUAUCACAAUACGAUAUAGUUAUUUUUAAAAAAAAACAGAUUUUUAAUGCAAAAAGUUGACAGAAUACUGACGUGAAUAUCUUUUGACAACUUGACAUUUUAGUUUGGAAAAAUAAUGAAUGUAAAUGUUUUGUCUAUGAUCACUUGUAUCUAUAUCAGCGGUUCGUUAGGAUGAUGUGUGCUGUGUGUAUAAAACAAUAGAAAUAUGAAGAGUUAAUUAAAUUAUAUGAGCAUGAAUUUAAAAAAAAAACUACAAAAACGGUCUGAUAUUUUUGAGCUUGCAACACACUAUAAUUUUCAGCAAUCAUGGUAUCUCGUUUGGUAUUUUUGUAAGUUGCAUAUGAGUGAUAUGAAAUUAUUCUAGUAUAUAUUUCCUCGUGCUCUGAAAUGGUAGGGCGUUUCGAAAAUAAACACAUAUGCUGAUUGCAAUUUGUUAAUCAUAUUUCACAAAAGUAUUAUUCAUUCCACGCAAUUAUGAAUCGACUGAGUGAAGAGCUUGGGGCGUUUUCUCUCUGUCAGACUUUUAGGGUAACACAGCCGGUUCUCGAAAUUCGAAUCUACCAUAACGAAACAAGAAUACAGUUUUAGGUUUUGUCUAAAGUAAUCGAUCGAUUCCCGUUUCGGCUUCGAGAAUCUUCGUUGCGCCCUUUAUAUCCUAGUUGGAAUGUGCGCUGUGUUUUUCUCAAAGAAACCUGCCAAUAAAGGUGACCAAACGAUAUUUUUGAUGUAACUCAGUUUUUAUUUACCAAUAAUGUAAUUAACUUUUCAUAUAUAGUUAAUGAACAUAAAAAUUCGUCUAAUCGUGUAAGUGCACUAUUGUAAGUCAAUAAUUAAACGAAUAGAUACGACUUUGUUUUUAUUUAUGGUAUACUAACUCGGGGCUACCACAAUAUGAUUAUAGCAAAUUUAGUAGUUUUACAAAAAAUAAUAAUGGCAACCCCGUUUUCUUCUUAAUGCUCAUUGUAAGCGUUUUUUUUUUAUACGUAUGAACGAUUGCGUAUAAGAGUCGUCUAUUAUCAAACGUGGCAAUCUGUGCAUUUGGACAAAAAAAAGUUAUUGAUAUGUCAAUACAGAUAGAUUUGAAUAUAAUCGUCUCCUUCAAAGAAUACGGUUCAAAACCUGCAUUAAAUAAAGGUUAAUACUUAACCUGUUAUUUAUCUAAGAUGUCGUUCGGAAGAGUUUUGUGACUGCCAAUGGAAUACAAAGUUAAUAAUUCGUUUUUCUGAUUUACCAAUAAUUGUCCAAAAGUCACAUUGUCGGCUUUGAUAAUAGUCGACUCAUAAGAUGUUUGAAACGUGUUUUCUAAUUAAUAUAUUAAUAUUUAGUGAGGCAAUGAAAAUCGUAAGACUAGUGAUUGCACGCGUGUUUGUUCGUUCAAGUAAUCGAUACACUAAAAUUUAAUUGUCACAAAAUAUAUGAGAAAUUUUGAAAAACAUUUUUUUUUAAAUAAUACUUUCGUCUUUGGCGUGUCAUAUGCACGAUUUAUAAUGCAAUAAUUUGUGAUCUAUAAAAAAAUCCAUAGAUAAAAAAAACACAGUCUAAAUUGACUUUAUAAUUAUGAAAAUAAAUUAUUUUUCUAAGACUUCAAUAAGUUUUAUAUAAUUUGAAAUUAUAUUCUGGUGAUUUGCUAAAAGUGAUCGGUGCCAACAACAUUUUGAAUUCAAUAUUGGACUUUAUGGCUUCUAAUCCUGAGUCUUUUAUUCUGUGAAUGAGCUUAAAACAUGUAGGCCACGGUCGCCUGGUUGUGAUCAGAGUUGGUGUUAAACAAAAACACGUUUUAGUUCGUAACUGUUAGAGAUCGAAAUCGCAUGGGUGUCUGAAGUGUUUGUAUUAUAUUUUCCAUAUCUCCGAACAGUUCGCUUUGUACGAUCAUCACUAGAAUAUUCUGCGAUCUUAAAGUGAUAUAAACAUUUCGGAUAUCCCUUUCGAUAUCGUUCGAGCACAAUGAAUCGCGAGUGUGUUAAAAAAAUAAAUAUAAAAAUGGCGCUAGUGCCAUAGAGUAACGAAAAAAAAAAUUAAAAAAAGUUGACAAAUAAUACUUAUUAAAAAAAAUUGUGUUAAACAUAAGCGAUAAGUACCGCGUACCGCAGCUCUUGACGCGUGUGGCCACGAAACAAGCAUAUUUACGUUUUAAUGUUGCCAUAUUUAAAAAAAAAAAAUACUAUUGCCGCGGUUUAAGAGGGCUUGUAUGCUCUAUGGUCGCACGCGUCAAGUUUUUUUUUAAAUGUUGCGUGGCUUGUCGGGAAGAUAGCGUGCUACGUAAGUUUCACUUAGCAUUACAAUUAUAUGUAUGUGGAGUGUGUUGGAAUCGUUCUCGGAGAUGACAGUAAUUGAUUUGUGGUAGAAUUGUGAGCGCGUAUCGGUGGCCAUCGUUGUUCGGACUAUUCCUACCGUGAAUUGAAGGUUGGGGCAACUGUUAUAUAAUUGAGGCUUCGACCUCAAGGCUAGUGACGUCAUUCUCAUUGUGAUUUCCAAAUUUAGUAAAAAAAACCGAAACAGGUAUUGGUUAUUAUUAUUAUUAUUAUAUUGUUUACUGGGUAUAUAUCGAAGAACUUAGUAACAAAUAAUAAAAAAACUAGCAUGCUCACUUUCGGCAUAACACCGUCCAUUGAUGCCCCUGAAAGGGAAAUUUAAUGUAUGUAAUGCAUUAUAAUUGAUUGAUAAAGUAGACAUUUUAGACCCCAUAUAAAUUACUAAAAACUAAUCUAACUAAAGGCUAUUUUGGACCGGAUGAACAUUAUAACAUAAUAAUAUGACAUUAGUGUUGCCUAUUAAAACCUAUCAUAGUCCAUUGUUGUUUGGUCUCCGGGAACGAUCGGUCUCACAUACAUACAACUAGCUUUUUAAUAACCAAAAAUAAAGCGCCCUGCUCUGAAGAUCGAUAAAACUGUGUGUCACUUGUGCACAUGAUCUUCUAGAAUCUUCGUAACUAUUGUCUUAUUUGCUUUCGAUAGUUCUCAUAAUGUUAGAGACGAGACGAAUUUCGAAAUAGGUAAUUAUAACGUGAAAUGUAAAUGCAAUCUAUACAUAUAAAUAAAAUUGGAGUGUCUGUUUGUAAUAUUGAAAUAGCUUCUUUUUACUACAUGCAUAUUAUUAUGAAUAUAUAUACGGUACAUACACCAAAAUAACAUUUUUUACAAAUUUUGUCUGUCUGUUUGUUCCGGCUAAUCUCUGGAACAGCUGAACUGAUUUUGACGGGACUUCCACUGAUAGGUAGCUGAUGAUAUAAGGAGUAACUUAGGCUACUUUUUUAAAACUAGUUUCGCCCCGCGGCUUCAUCCGCGGUACGACAAUAACCGCGGGUAACAUCGCGGGACUCAGCUAUCAAUAAUAAAAUUUAAUGUUUCCGAAGCGAAGCGAGGGCGGGUCGCUAGUAUAUAAAUAUAUCGAGCGGUGAAUUUUGUAUUUGGUUUAAAAGCUUAAUUUUUUGCAACUUCACAGGAGAGCUAUUUAAAUUAAAAAAAAUGGAAUUUUUUUUAUCAUAAAAAAAAACUUCUUCAGCCAUUUGAAUGGUGUAAACAUAAUUGAAGUUCUAUUAAAAACGUCGAAUUGUUGAUGCUGAUACCAAAUAAAACGGUCCAUUAAUUACAAAAGUAAAUGUCUCCUAUUACGCGAAAUAUCGCGUUAACCAAAUACCUUUUCACUCCUUGAAUUAUAUUUAGUAAACAUUUGAGUACAUCUUUGUCCUUAGUGCGAGUUUUUUAACGUUCUCGACAGCGUAAAAGUUAAUUCGAAUUUGCAUGAAUUUGGAAUGUUUGCCUACGUUUGCCGCUAGGGGCGCUGUUCCAACUGUACACAAAAAUUCGUUAACUUUUACGCUAUCGACAACGUUAAAAAACUCGCACUAAGCACACUGAACUCAUUGCGAGUUUAUCUUCUCAACUAACGGUCGGAAAAUAUAUGUGGCUUUAGUGGAAUGAUACUAAUUAUAUAUAUUAAAUAUAAUAUCGAUUCGUCUCGUCAUAGUCUGUGUUAGAUACGUUUUUAUUUAUGGUUAUUAAAGUUGCAGUACAUAAUUUAAUGUCGACUUUUUAUUGUCGACAAUUGAUUAAGUGAAACUACUUUUCAAUGUGAAAUGAGUAUUUUUUAAGUCGAAUGUCGCUAAAUUUCUAAGCACCUUGUGGCUUAAUUUUAAGUCAAACAGUAGCUUAAUUUUAAGUAACGUCGCUAAAUUUCUAAGCCACGCGUGGCUUCAUUAUAAGUGAAACGUGGCUAAUUUUUAAGUCAAAUGUGGCUUAAUUUUAAGUAACGUCGCUAAAUUUCUAAGUCACGCGUGGCUUCAUUAUAAGUAAAGCGUGGCUAAUUUUUAAGUCAUAUGUGGCUUAAUUUUAAGUAACGUCGCUAAAUUUCUAAGCCACGCGUGGCUUCAUUAUAAGUAAAGCGUGGCUAAUUUUAAAGUCAAAUAUGGCUUAAUUUUAAAAAUGUCUUAAUCGUGUUCUGGGCAAGAUCGACACGCUAACCGAUUAAUAAAUUGUAUAAUAUAACUUUUAGCUUGUAUUUUAUACGUUUAGUCGCGUUAUAUUAUGCAUUUAGAUAAUAUACAUAACAAUCAGUAUGGUUAAUGUAGAAAGCCCAUCAUGGUUUGACACGGAUUUUGGGCAAAUUCAAUUUGAGUAUGAGUAUGUUUCAUUUUCUUUACAAUUACCUGAUUUUCAGUUGGUAAAAAGUUUGUCUAUGUCAUAUUUGAAGUCGUCGUGGCCUAAAGGACCACGAAAAACAAGGUUUUUUUUUUUGACAUUUUGAACAUAAUCUGCGGACAAGAUUUACAAACUGUUGGACAUUUUGAAGAUAAUCUAUGGACAAGGUUUUUUUUAAAUUUUGUGUAGUUUUCAUCUGAGUCGGUGUCUAGUUAUAUCUACGUCAUAGUUUAAAAUAAAUUAUGUGCACAGCAAUUCCUAUGUGACAUACUGCGUAAUAAGCUAAGAGAUGUGGAAGCAGGAGAUUGUAAAGUGAAUGAAACAAAAGUAAAAUUAAGACGUAUAAGGUUCUCUUAAUCAUAAAAUUUACGAACGACGUAUUUUGGAAUUAACAAAAAAAUUAUUCUUACGAGGUCUCUUUAUUUAUAUUUUGAUACUAUGUAGGGUAUGAGGAAAUCGUUUUUGCUACAAUGACACGUUUUAUCACUUUUCAUUAUGUGAAUGCUUUGAAAAUCAGCUGAUUUGGGGUUAAUGUCCGCGCUUGAGCGCGUGUCAGCCGGCUGCGGUCGGUCGUUGACCUCCCGAGUUUUGAUUACAUUGCUGGUUUACUAAAUGCAUAGUACGCGACCGAUGUAAUGUGUGACGAAUAUUAAUCUAUAACAUAGAUAGAUUAAAUGUAACACUUGUUUAAAUUUUUAGAACUCCCAUAUUGCUUCAAAUCGUACAAUGUGUAAGUUCAUAGAUGAACGAUGAUGUAGACACGUCUUUUAAGCGUUCACAAUGUAAAUAGAUUAGGUAAAUGGCUAUUAUAGAUACAUUCUCCCGGAACUCACCGGGUAUUUUCUUAUUAUAUUAUAUAGUUAGCACUGAAAAAAAAAAAACAAUUAUGUAAUAAUAUUGUAAUAAAAUCUGUGUGCGUAGAAAAAAAUAGUAUUUGUUGAAAAAUAAUUAAUUAAACAAAAAAGUGAUUUCAUUUAGCGUUAUUUUGUGUGCGUUCAGAAAUUAAAAGAAUAUCGAAUGUUUUUAAACAUUUUAUUGGUAAUGUUUUAUUUUCUGUUCGUAAAUUACAAUUAAUUAUCGUUCGAUCUCGCAAAGAUAUUUUUGAUAACGGUCUGGUAGUACGAAAGGAAUAUAGGUUAAGGUUUGUGUCAAAAUUUCAUACGAAAAUUGUAAUGUUUUUUUUUUUGUUUUUCAUUGUUUAAAAGAAGAACAAAAAACAGAUUCUUUUCACGUUCAAUGUUUCAAUUCAAAAUUUUGCAGGGCAUUAUUUUAGUAUUAAAAAAAAAAGAAGUCAUGCACGUCGCAUUUCUAUUGUGUAUUGUGUUUUACGUAAAAAGCACGCGUCACUUGAAUUGACUGUCUUGAACAUUAAGAAGAAUGUUAAUUCAUAAAAAAAAUGACAUGUAAAUUAUGCGGGAAUAUUUGUUUUUUUUUUCGUACUUAUUCGCUGGUUGCAUAAGUUGCGAAUGGGACUAGUUAUAAUACGUCAAAUUUUAAAUGCCUUCGAGAAAAACAUAAUUUAAAACAACUGUAACAGUUUGAUUUCGCGAUUGUUGCUUUCUUAAAAUGUCCGACCUUUUGAAUAAGUUAUCGAUGAUUUUGAACAAUAUUUCAUAAAAUAGCCUCUUAAAGCAUAAAGCAGCUGAGAGCAUAAUCUUUCUUUUCAAAAUUCGAAUCCUAAAAGAAAAAAAAAGUUGAUGGAUGGAAUAACAUAAAAUAUGUUAGUCAGUAAAUCAUGAAGGAUUUGGUAAUGCGGGGGCGACAGUAACGCCAUCUAGUUGCAGAUCUUUAGAAAAUACUACCUACUAAUUCACUUUGUGGUUGAAACUGUUAUACUAACUGUUAUGGUAUAAAUACACAAUAUUAUACAGGCGGUAUGUGUAGUCAGGUUUUUUGAUCCGUGCGUCAUGACUACUGACGACUAAAAUAAAAGCGUAAAGUUUUCGGAAAUCUACCCUAUAAUGCGGUCACCUGAGUUUAGCGUGCGAUUUACAAACAUGCUCAUAGAUAAUACAAAUAAAUUGAACAAGCUGCCGAUAAUUUGUUUUAGACGUAAAUUUAUUAAAGGAAUCUUGGUGUGCAUGUAUAUUUAUAAAUAACAUUUUUUUAUUUGUCCACAAUACAUAAAAGCUACGAUAGAAAUGCGACGGUGCAAUGACACUACGUGAAAUUAUGUAACCGUCGAAAUGGGUACAAAAAAAAAAAGAAAAUGUCUCAAAAAUACCAAAAAAUUAAAUAAAGGAUUUCGUACCGAAA